This is a messenger RNA of Rangifer tarandus platyrhynchus (Svalbard reindeer), 612 nucleotides long. NCBI's taxonomy places the organism in Eukaryota, Metazoa, Chordata, Mammalia, Artiodactyla, Cervidae. The record is from the annotation of a GenBank genome assembly.
AUGUCCGUUAUAUUUCAGGGGCUGCUGACAUUCCAGGAUGUGACCAUAGAUUUCACUCAAGACGAGUGGGAAUGCCUGGACCCCGGUCAGCGGGAAUUGUACAGGGACGUGAUGUUAGAGAACUACGGGAAUCUGGCCUGCUUGGGUCUUGUGGUCUCUAAGCCAGACCUGGUCACAUUUCUGGAGCAAAUGAAUGGUUCCUGGGAUGUAAGGAGAAUGGAUACAGCCAUACACCCAGCUGUGUCUUCUCACGAUACCCAGGAUUUGAGGACCCAAAAGCCAGGCUUAGAAGAUUUACUCCCAACAGCCAAGCUAGGAAUAUAUGAAAGAUUUCGCCUUGUAAAUUUACAUUUAACCAAAGACUGGCAAUCUAUGAGGGCAUAUAAAGAGCGGAGAGCAUGUUAUGAUGGACACAACCAAGUUGGUCCAGUUUCCCAUAAAAAGACUUACACUUGUUAUGAUUAUGGAACCCCCACCCCGUCCUCCAUCGGGGCUGUUAACAACUUCCAGUCCCAGCAUCAGCGUAGGAGGCCCCCUUUUCUCCACUACCUCUCCAGCCGUUAUCGUUUUUCAGGCUUUUUGACAAAGGCCGUUCUGACCGUUAUGACCUGA